GUGCAACCCAAGAAGUAUUCUGCGACUUUAAUAGACAUGCGGGUUUAUGCUGUUAUGGAACCUGUUCAAAUGAAGGUCACGUGGUUUGACAAUGCCGCAAAGACGAGAGCAAUAUUUUAUCUACACAUUCAACGAAACUCGCGCUUCGGGUCCUCAGAAGAGGACCUGGGGCGGUAGUCGCUGCUUUGGCGCCCUCAUUUGCUCUCUCCUCGCCUUCCGACAGAUUCUUCCUCCUCUGAGCUUACCCGUUCCGGAGGGGUUUGCGUUCGACGACGUUUCAAAACGCCUGGCCGAAUCCGAUUGAUUGAGCCUUGGAGUAGAGUCUGCGACUGUUGCCUUGCUUCCGUGUUGGAGAGAAAAUCACAAAGCUCCUCUGACGUGAGGAUGAGGUUCACCGCGCUUUGAGCACUGAUUGACAACGACCUUUCUUUUGACGGACUACGGAGUAGUGCUCCGACAAAGGGCGGUCGAGGGUAUGAGAUGCAUGAUUUUAGGUACGCCGGACGGGAUGUUGAAACGCGAUGUACUCCGGUGGCUGAAAUUCCAGAGGCAAGAUUGCUCACCGAAAUCUAAGCGUUUUACAUAAAGCCACGGCUACCACGUAUGUACUUUGC
Messenger RNA from Aspergillus pseudonomiae, 614 nucleotides. RefSeq lists its product as uncharacterized. The record is from RefSeq and is a predicted model, not a curated record. Lineage: Eukaryota; Fungi; Ascomycota; Eurotiomycetes; Eurotiales; Aspergillaceae. The coding region runs from base 92 to 304 and encodes 70 amino acids. The transcript has 2 exons.